UUCUUGCCUUUCUGCUCACCUCUCCUCUCCCCACUUUCUCAUUGCUUUGGUGCCUCUAUUUUUUUAUUAUUAAAAAAUCAUACAACUUUAUGAUAUUAUUAUUAGUUUUCAAUAAAGGGGCAUGCAAAAUACUCAAGUAGCAAUGUCCUCGUGCUCUAAAACGAAAUGCAUUUGCUUUAAAUUCGACAUGUUUGCCUACUUUUAGUCCAACCUCAAAAUAGAAAAUAGAGCAUUCUCUAAUCUGUAAACCAAAAAAAAACGGAGUAAAUGGAGAAGCUUUCGACAAUGAAACUUCUUCCCGAAUUGUUGGCGGGUGCACAGUACGACAUUGCAGGGCAACUUAUGCUGAUCUGGGGUCAGAUCAGGGCGUCACUAGUGGUGCCAUUUCUGAGAAUAUUUAUGUAUAUUAAUCUGGUGAUGUUGAUAAUGUUGUUUACAGAAAAGGUUUACAUGGCUAUCGUGGUUGCAUUUAACAAACUGUUUGGCAAAACACCAGAAAAACGUUACAAAUUUGAACCAUUUGAAGAUGAUGUUGAGCUGGGUAGCUCUAUUUACCCUCUUGUUCUUGUUCAAGUUCCAAUGUUCAAUGAAAAAGAGGUCUAUCAGCUUUCUAUUGGAGCUGCAUGUGGGCUUUCAUGGCCGUCUGAUCGCAUUGUGAUUCAAGUGCUUGAUGAUUCAACAGAUCCAUUGAUCAAGGGUAUGGUGGAAAUGGAGUGUCAAAGUUGGGCAAGCAAAGGAAUAAACAUACACUACCAAGUUAGGGAAAAUCGAAAGGGUUACAAAGCCGGGGCACUUAAACAAGGGCUAAAGCAUGAUUAUGCCAAACAAUGCGAGUACGUGGUUAUCUUUGAUGCUGAUUUCCAACCCGAACCUGAUUUUCUCACUCAAACCAUCCCAUUCCUUCAUCAUAACCGUCAACUUGGUCUUGUUCAAGCUCGUUGGAAAUUCGUGAACUCAAAUGAUUGUUUAAUGACAAGAAUGCAAGAGAUGUCACUUGACUACCAUUUCAAAGUGGAGCAAGAAUCUGGUUCUAUUAAUUAUGCAUUUUUUGGAUUCAAUGGGACUGCCGGAGUUUGGCGGAUGGCUGCAAUUGAUGAGGCAGGAGGGUGGAAGGACCGCACCACAGUAGAAGAUAUGGAUUUGGCUGUCCGAGCUAGUCUUAAAGGAUGGAAGUUCUUAUACAUUGGUUCACUAAUGGUUAAAAGUGAACUACCAAGUGUGUUAAAAGCUUAUCGUUAUCAGCAGCACCGUUGGUCUUGUGGGCCAGCUAACCUUUUUAGAAAAAUGAUUUUUGAGAUCAUGAGAAAUAAAAAAGUGACAUGGUGGAAGAAGCUAUAUGUGGUGUAUAGUUUCUUCUUUGUAAGAAAGAUCAUAGCUCACUUUGUCACAUUCACGCUAUAUUGUGUUGUGAUUCCAGCAACUGUGUUUAUACCGGAAGUCAUGAUUCCAAGUUGGGGUAUAAUAUACAUCCCAACCAUCAUCACUCUUCUAAAUGCAGUUGGAACUCCCAGGUCAUUCUAUUUGGUGUUUUUUUGGAUUGUCUUUGAGAAUGUCAUGUCCCUCCAUCGAACUAAGGCCACAUUCAUCGGACUUUUCGAGACUCAAAGAGUGAAUGAAUGGAUCGUUACUGAAAAACAAGGAAAUGCAUCCAAGGUUAAAACGACAACACAACAAAGUCAGUCUCGGUUUAAAAUAAGUGAAAGAAUUCUUAUGUUGGAGCUUUGCGUGGGGAUUGUUCUCUUUGGAUGUGCUUGCUACGAUCUUGCAUAUGGGAAGUACCACUACUUCAUUUACCUUUAUCUACAAUCUAUAGCCUUUAUAACAAUGGGUUGUGGUUAUUUUGGACAUCAAGUCAACUCUUAGAUGACAAUGUUCUUUGACCGCUCAUCACUUUUCAAUUGCACGUUAAACCAACUAUAUAUCAUUCCACGCUAGUACGGCAUUCUUUCAUCAGUAGGUACACCAUACAAGCGUUACUUGAGAACAUGCGACUUUCUUUUGUAUAUUUUCAAUAAAAGGAAAAUGAAAGUGAUACAAUAUUUCACUCAAAGAAGAAAAAAAAACAUGAUGAUGGUAAGAAGAAAAUGUUCACUACGGCCUAUCUAGACAUGUAAUAUCAUAAUUUUUAGAUUUAUUUUGUACGUAAUAACUUAUUCGUGUAUGUAUGCUUUCUUUGUAAUUCUUGAACUCGAAUAAUAAUUUUUCCUGUAAUUCCUUAGCACAAAUAAUUAAGGGAGAUAAUUAUGUGAAAGACA
Messenger RNA from Helianthus annuus (common sunflower), 2255 nucleotides. RefSeq names its product glucomannan 4-beta-mannosyltransferase 9. The transcript is spliced from 9 exons. The record is from RefSeq and is a predicted model, not a curated record. NCBI's taxonomy places the organism in Eukaryota, Viridiplantae, Streptophyta, Magnoliopsida, Asterales, Asteraceae. Gene Ontology annotation, cellular component: Golgi apparatus. The coding region runs from base 268 to 1863 and encodes 531 amino acids. Gene Ontology annotation, molecular function: mannan synthase activity.